Messenger RNA from Pseudo-nitzschia multistriata, 1387 nucleotides. The record is from the annotation of a GenBank genome assembly. Lineage: Eukaryota; Bacillariophyta; Bacillariophyceae; Bacillariales; Bacillariaceae.
CUUUUUCUUUUUUCUUCUGAACACGAUUUCGUCGCAGACUCGAGGAAUCGUACAUCCAUCAACACCAUGCUACUCAAGAGAUCCAUCCUUUCCGCAUUGCUCAUAGGAGCAGCAACGACCUCCUCCACAUUUGCUGUGCCCGAUGCAUCAAGUUCAAGGACUAUUGUCAAUGGAGAAGAAUCCACACCAGGAGACUACCCCUAUUUCGUGCACAUGGGUGGUUGCGGGGCUGCACUGGUGGCACCCGAUAUUAUCCUCACAGCUGCCCACUGUGGGGAUCUCUCGGGCAAAGAAGUCUUUAUUGGUGCUUAUGAGGUAAAUUCUCUUGCAGAGGGAGCCCAGAAACGGUAUUGCGAGCAAUAUAUUGUAGAUCCUUUGUACAUCCCUUCAUGGUAUCCUUUGAUGGAUGAUCCGAUGGAAGGUUUGAAUAACGAUUUUGCCAUUUGUAAGCUCAACGAGCCAGUUACAAUCGACCAAUCCUUUGUGAUGCUGGAACUCAACGAGGAUGAUGCCUUUCCAGCUGAGGGGACGGACCUCCUUGCAAUGGGUCUUGGUUCUAUUUUUUCAGGUGGGAUGACCCCACAGUAUCUCCGGAAUGUUACCGUCCAAGCAAUGAGCGACGAAGACUGUGGGUAUCCAGACUCUUAUCUAACAGAAGAUGUUCUCUGCGCAGGUGACCUAGUAAAUAGAAGAGAUACCUGCCAGGGCGACUCAGGUGGCCCCCUCGUGAAACGGACCUAUCGCGGGGAUGGGACAUUUGUUGAUACCCAUGUCGGUGUUGUUUCCUAUGGUCUCGGAUGUGCUCACCCUGAAUACGGUGGCCUUUAUGCCCGGACAAGCAGGAGAGCCGACUGGAUCAAGUCAACCAGCUGCUUGGUAUUGAACAGCGUUGCCUCGUUUUGCGAUGGCAUUCAGAAGAAACCAGAUCCUUCUUCUGACACAGGGCACCACCUCAAAAUCGAAAUGAUUGCUGAUGACUUUGAUCAAUGGAGUCUCCAGGACUCCAAUGGUCAAUUCGUCAGAAUCCGCAGGUACAGCACUGAAGAACAGGAGAUUAAGGUGGAACAACUGUACUUGAACCCAGACGAAUGCUACACUUGGCGACUAAUGCACAAUUAUAUAGAAGAAAUUUCUGAGUAUGUGUUUUACCUAAAUGGGGAAGAAAUCAUCCGCAACCUUCCAAACAAGUUGAGCACCAAGACGGAAACAUUCUGUACCGGACCACUGCCAGAACAGGAAAAAACACAGGCUCCAACAAAGACCAAGGUUACGAAAAAGACCAAGGCUCCAAAACAGGCGUCGAGAGCCUAAGUUGCCGAUUUUGCCGAAUCCUUUGUGUCGCUCCGCUCGCGGAGAAGCGCGCACCCGUAUUGCAUAACACUAUAAG